UAAGACGGUGACUAUAUAUUCACAUAUACUGCCCUUACAAGAAGGAGCAGACGACACAAAGCACGGCCACUGAUUGAACCCAGUUCAAAGGUAAGGUUUGCUCUUGUCUACCGAGUUAAUAUUUAACCAAUGCAUCGGUACACAUGCCGUCCCCCUGCAAUUGCAAUUGCAUUGAGACUAUACAGGGAACUGUUACAGAUACAUGUACAUGUAUGUUGAAUUCAUGAAGCCUGCAAUGUUAGCUCUUUUACAGACAAUCACAGGUCGUAACGCUUUGAUUCUUUCGUCCGUAUGCUAAUUAUCUUGAAAAGAGGCAGUGAUUUCUUGGGAUCUGCACCUUCGCCGACUGUUGCUGUUCAACGAAUGCUGAUCAACACCAUAAUCAUCUGAUAUCAAACAAGUCUUAUCUUUAGGGUUAUAGGUUUCACCUCUGACCAAUCCUGAGAGUUGUCACAGUGGUACCAUCUUCAAGGAUCCUCCUACCAGCAUCAUGGAACUCAAAUGGGAUAUGAUUGUGUUGACGUUAGCUGGGUUGUUUGUCCUCUGGAUCGUAAGCAUGUUCAUGGAGAGUCUAGUUCGUUCUGUAUUGCUACCAAAAGUCAUUGACAAAUACGUGUUAAUAACUGGCUGUGAUACUGGUUUUGGAAGCAUUGUGAUUCGUCAGUUAGACAGACGAGGUGUUCACGUGUUCGCCGCGUGCUUGACUGCUAAAGGUCAGAAAGAGGUCGAAUCAAAGACAUCAGACAGGGUCAUUACACUUCGAUUGGACGUCACCGACCACGAGAGUGUCGUAGCCGCAUUCGAGUUCAUCAAGAAGAAACUGCCGAAAGAUACAGGACUAUGGGGUCUGGUGAACAACGCCGGUAUUGCCAAUUUACCUGGUCUCAUCGAUUGGUGCACGAAGGACGACUACAAGCGCGUGAUCGACGUCAAUCUCCUGGGCGUCAUCGAUGUCACAUUAACCUUCUUACCUCUACUCAAGAAAGCUCGAGGUCGAGUGGUCAACAUCGCUAGCGCCCUCUCGCGGGUGGCCAUGGGAUCAGGAGGAUACGCUGAAUCGAAAUAUGGUGUCCAAGCAUUCUCUGAUACGCUCAGGAGAGAAAGUCGUAUGAUGAACUACGGGAUCAAAGUGAGUAUCCUAGAGCCUGGUUUCUUCAAAACCCAGCUUACCAGCCCUGAGAAGACUAGAUCGGAGAUUAAGAAGAGUUGGGAUCGGUUAUCAAAGGAGAAACAAGCGGAGUUUGAACCAGACAUGCAUGAGAAAUUAUCGAACAUCUCCGUCAACUUCAUGAACUUCGUCUCUUCCCCCAACCUAACCAUCGUAACCAACGCCAUGAUGCACGGGCUACUAGCCCGCUGGCCCAAGACCAGAUACUCAUGUGGACUAGAUAUGAAGGUCAUCUUCAUCCCGCUCUCCUACGCUCCGACAUGGUUCACUGAUUUCUGGAUCGGCCGGUCCACUAUGAAUGACAAAGCACCUGAAGAAAAAAGAAAAGAGAACGAGCUACAGUCCGGCGCCUUUGGAUCCAUGUUUGUCGCUACGAAUAAUUAGUGCCACGGGCAUCAAUACCUGGCGGAUUUUUGUGCCAUAAUAAUUAUAAAUCGCCACUUUUUAAGUUCGUGCCAGCCACAAUUUUCCUGCAACAAUUAAAGUAAUUACAGUAGUUUGAUUGCAGUAAACAAGCAGAAAUAGAAGAAGGACUCAUUUUGUGUACAGAUGGCAAAGGCUGAUCUUCCUUUUACCAAAAUAAUAUGAUUCUUUGGCCGAGCGGGCGGGUGGGGCACAAGUCCCCAAUGUCUGUGACAUACACAAAAAGGCGUCAUCCCAUUCUAGUUGUUUUCUUCCCUUCAUCUUUUUUUUUUUUUUUUUUUUUUUUUUUUGGGGGGGGGGGGGGGGGGGGUCGGGGGGAACACGUACCCUAAUUAUCCCCCUUUCCCCUGCCCGGACCUGCCACUGCAUGAAAUCAAAUUUAAUAUAUGCAAUACGGUGCGUGCAUAACAUAUCGACUUGUAUGAAAACAGGAUGAAUGUGUUAUUGUAAAACUGCAUUCUACAUUCGAUAAUGAUAGAGAUAGUACUUUCUUUUAUAUUUGCUCUUUAUUGUUAUAACGAGA
Strongylocentrotus purpuratus (purple sea urchin) is the source of this 2114-nucleotide messenger RNA. RefSeq names its product retinol dehydrogenase 7-like. NCBI's taxonomy places the organism in Eukaryota, Metazoa, Echinodermata, Echinoidea, Camarodonta, Strongylocentrotidae. The transcript is spliced from 6 exons. The coding region runs from base 491 to 1552 and encodes 353 amino acids. The record is from RefSeq and is a predicted model, not a curated record.